AUGGACACCAAGGAUGCCAUCGGUCACGAGGAGAGCGCUGUCCACACUGAUGUCCACAAAGAGAUACUUGGAGCCACGCGCGAGACAAUUGUGAUCGACGACGCCCUCGCAAAACGCGUCGUCCGCAAAUACGACCUCCGGAUCCUGCCGCUAUUCCUCCUGAUCAAUCUCUUCAGUUUCAUUGACAGAGUCAACAUUGGCAAUGCCAGAAUUUUGGGACUGGCGAAAGAUCUUGAACUCGGCAUCGGGCUCCGAUACAACAUCGCACUGAUGUGUUUAUUUGUGUCGUACUGCGUGGUCGAAUUGCCGUCGAACAUUGUUUGCAAAAAAAUUGGUGGACACGUCUGGAUUCCAACCCUGGUCUUUUGUUUCUCUGUGCUUACCAUUUGCACCUCGGUCGUGCAAAAUAGGCAAGGCCUCUAUGCCGUGAGGUUUCUGUUGGGAUGUGCGGAGGGAGGUAUCAGUCCCGGCCUAGUCUGGAUGCUCAGCCAAUUCUAUCGAAGGGAAGAGCUGGGAUUCCGGACCUCGAUCUACAUCUCUGCUGCCAGUGCUAGUGGCGCUUUUGGUGGGCUGCUUGCCAUCGGUCUGAGCAGUAUUCCUCGCUGGGGUCUCAUUCAUACGUGGAGGAACAUCUUUUUCUUCGAGGGUCUGAUAUCGCUGUUCAUCGCCGCCCUUGCAUUUUGGCAGAUACCAAAAGGCCCAGAAACUGCUCGCUUUUUGAAAGAGGAGGAGAAAGUGGUGGCAGUGGAUCGACUCAGAGUUGAUAGCGCUGGCACCACAGAGGGGGGACAAACGCGAUGGAAGCAUGUAAAACAAGCUCUAUCCAGUGUACACGUCCUCGUGUGCGGGUUUGGCUUCUUCUUUGGCAACACGGCUGCCCAAUGUUUCUCCGUCUUUGCACCAAGCAUCAUCAGAGACAUGGGAUACGCUUCGACACGGGCCCAACUGCUCUCUGUCGGACCUUACGUGGUUGCUUGCAUCUUCUCCGUCGGUAUUGGCUGGCUAUCGGACAGAUACAAGGCGAGAGCAGUGUUGAUCAUUUGCUCGGUUCCACUGGGUAUUGCAGGAUUUUUCAUGCUGGAGUUCCUGCCCGCAAGUCAGCCAUCCGCCAAGUAUGGCGCGCUUUAUCUGGCGGCGACUGGUAUCUACUCCUUCUUGCCCAUCUGGCUGGCCUGGGCAGUGAACAACUGUGCGACAGCAACCGUUCGAGCCUCGGCAUCAGGGAUAGUGUUCACCAUGGGAUCACUGGGAGGUAUCCUGGCUCCAUGGAUUUAUUUACCAGGCGAUGCACCCAACUAUCGCACGGGUCAUGCCAUUCUGUUGAGCUUCUUGUGCGGGUCCUGGGCAUGCGCUGUUGGACUGCUGUUCUACUGCAAGUGGGAGAACAGACAAAGAGACGCUGGGAAGCGCGACCACAUCUUGGAGGGGUUGACAGAGGCUGAAGCGUUGGAGCUUAGCUCAAGACAUCCAGCUUUCCGCUACAUAAUAUAA
Molecule: messenger RNA, 1491 nt
Organism: Cyphellophora attinorum
Lineage: Eukaryota; Fungi; Ascomycota; Eurotiomycetes; Chaetothyriales; Cyphellophoraceae
Product: putative transporter
Exons: 2
Coding region: 1-1491 (496 amino acids)
Biological process (GO): transmembrane transport
Cellular component (GO): membrane
Molecular function (GO): transmembrane transporter activity
Source: RefSeq, a predicted model, not a curated record